Umbelopsis ramanniana AG is the source of this 2077-nucleotide messenger RNA. RefSeq lists its product as uncharacterized. Gene Ontology annotation, cellular component: nucleus. The transcript is spliced from 10 exons. The record is from RefSeq and is a predicted model, not a curated record. Bases 20 to 1837 code for a protein of 605 amino acids. Gene Ontology annotation, molecular function: poly(A) RNA polymerase activity; RNA binding. NCBI's taxonomy places the organism in Eukaryota, Fungi, Mucoromycota, Umbelopsidomycetes, Umbelopsidales, Umbelopsidaceae.
CUUCUACCUUCAGCCAAGAAUGUCAACUCCUAGCAAACCACGACAAUGGGGCGUAACAGCACCAAUAUCAACAGCUUCGCCCACUCCACAUGAACUACAGCUCACAGAAACAUUGGUUGAAGCUUUAAAAGGCUACAACCUGUUUGAAUCUGAUCAAGAAGCUCGCAAACGUGAGGUCGUUCUUGGGAAACUGAACACUCUAACUAAAGAAUUUGUAUACCAAGUGAGCAAAAAGAAAGGAUUUCCCGAAUCGCUAGCACGAGAAGCAGGAGGCAAAAUCUUCACGUAUGGUAGUUACCGCCUUGGAGUGCACAAUGCUGGCUCUGAUAUCGAUUGUUUAUCUGUAUUACCGCGCCAUGUUGAACGAGAGGAAUUCUUCACCACCAUGUACGAAAUGCUCAAGGAGCAAAAGGAAGUUACUGAAAUGACGGCCGUCAGCGAUGCUUACGUACCCGUCAUAAAGAUGCACUUUUCCGGAAUACCAAUCGAUUUUGUAUGCGCUCGAUUAUCGCUUGCUCGUAUUCCAGAUGAUCUCGAAUUGUCAGACAAUAAUCUCUUGAAGAAUCUUGAUGAACGCUGCAUCCGUAGUUUGAACGGAUCUCGAGUAACAGACGAUAUUCUACGACUUGUACCAAACAUUCCGGCGUUCAGAAUUGCACUCCGUUGUGUCAAGUUAUGGGCGAAAAAACGAGCGAUUUACUCUAACGUUAUGGGAUUCUUUGGUGGUGUUGCAUGGGCUAUGUUAGUGGCCAGGAUAUGUCAGUUAUAUCCAAAUGCAUGUGCGGGGGCUAUCGUGAGCCGCUUUUUCCGCAUUAUGUAUCAAUGGAACUGGCCACAGCCUGUUUUACUCAAGCAUAUGGAGGACGGUCCUUUACCGGUACGAGUAUGGAAUCCAAAGUUAUAUCCAGCUGAUAAGAGUCAUAGAAUGCCCAUCAUCACCCCAGCUUACCCAUCGAUGUGUGCAACACAUAAUGUUACCGAUUCAACGCGAACCAUUAUGAUAUCGGAGUUCAAGAGGGCAGCAGAAUGCGUCGAUAAAAUUUUCAUCGGUGCAGGUCAAUGGCCUGAGCUUUUUGAGAACCAUACUUUCUUUCAAACAUACAAGUACUAUUUGCAGGUUAUUGCCAGCUCCGAUUCUGCGGAAAGUCAGCUCAAAUGGUCCGGUAUGGUAGAGUCAAGGUUGCGACAAUUGGUGUUGAAAUUGGAACUUGUAGAUAUGCUUGUACUUGCGCAUCCAUACAUCAAACCAUUAGAUAGGGUGCAUUACUGUUCGACUGAUCAAGAAGCACUGGAUGCUGCUUACGGAGUUUUCAAUCCACAAACAACAUUUGCCCUAACUGAAGGUAAUAUGGAUGUUAAUCAUAUGGAUCUUCUGAGAGAAAAUGGCGACAGUGCAGAAGGUUCUGAUCCGCAGCAAGAGCCAAGAAAGGUGUACACAACCACGUUUUUUAUUGGACUUUUUAUUGAACCGAAAACAGCUGGUACUACUGGAACUCGUAAACUCAAUAUAUCCUGGCCAUGUGCUGAAUUCACGAAACUGGUGAAGGCAUGGGAUAAGUACGAUGAAGCGACUAUGGGAAUUACCAUCAAGUAUAUUAAGAGCUCUAUGCUUCCUGCGGACGUUGUUGAAGGAGAUCCAAAGAAAUUGAAGCGACCGCAAAGCAAGAACAAGACUGGUAAUCCACCAGCUGUCAAUGUUGAAAAGCCAAAUAAGAAGAUGCGAAGCGGUACUGAGGAGCAAGCUGACAACACUGGAAUGACCAAUCCAGUUGCUACUGGAAAUAGUGAGGAGAGUAUAGCGACGGCUCCACCUGCUGCAGAACCGGUUUCAACAUGAGUGGAGAUUCUCUUUCUUGUACAAACUUAUCUUUUUUUUUUCAGUCAUUCAUACUGAUGUAAGACUCUUUUUCCUUAGUUUUCACAUAAUUCUGUUUUAGCUGUCGCCAAUCUGUUCUUAUAUCGCUUGCGAAAUCAUCUCCAUAUUGUAAUUGUUUCUCACGGAAUGUUUUCUAUAGAGUCUUUUGACCGAUGAAAUGAAGUUAUAAAUAAAAAUAAAAACCCAAAAAAAAUUGGAAAA